AGCCCGGCGCAGAGCGCACACGGCCGUCCGCCGAGAGGCUGCAGAGAGCACCGCAAGCGCCGAGCUUCUAAGCGAAUAUAACUGGGAAAAGAAGCAACCAAGAAGUGUUGGUUGGCCCAUUGCCAUGGAGGGCGAGGUUGUUUCCAUGGAGACUGCUCAGGUCGCCCUGGCUUCUGAUGGAAAGGUCCUGCCAGAAGGCGGAGAGGCCUUGAUACAAGGGGCACAGGCUGAGGUGGCUGGUAACAUGGAAAUGAUGGUGAUGGACGCUCUCGAUCCAGCUUUGCUUCAAAUGAAGACGGAGGUGUUGGAGGGAGGCGGCACAGUAACCGUUACUGGUGGAGACGAGGGUCAGAUCAUCACUCUACAGGUGGUGAACAUGGAGGAGCAGACAGGUGCUGCAUUAGGUCUUGGCCAGCUUCAGCUGGUGCAGGUACCGGUAACUACAGCAACUGUAGAGGGGCUUCAGGCCACUUUUGUUGAGGCAUCAACAGCUAACAAAGAUGCAGAGCCGGUUAUCUGUCAUACCCUUCCCUUGCCUGAGGGAUUUCAGGUGGUAAAAGUGGGUGCCAAUGGUGAGGUGGAGACUGUAGAACAGGAGGAGCUCCAGGCUGCUCAUGAUGAGCUCCAAGGGACGAGGGGGGAGGAUGAAGAAGAGGAUGAAGAGGUAGCAGAAGUGGAAUCUUCUGUGCCCCAGCAAGAUGACCCAGAAUGGUCCAAGGAUCCAGACUACCAGCCCAUUACCGCCAUCCGUAAAGCCAAGAAGGGAAAGAAGAGCCGCCUGCGAUACGCAGAGGGAGAUCGUGACAUGGAUGUGUCGGUGUACGACUUUGAGGAAGAGCAGCAGGAGGGGCUGCUGUCAGAGGUUAAUGCUGAGAAGGUUGUGGGCAACAUGAAGCCACCGAAGCCCACAAAGAUUAAGAAAAAAGGUGUAAAGAAGACUUUCCAGUGUGAGCUGUGUAGCUACACCUGUCCAAGGCGCUCUAACCUGGACCGACACAUGAAGAGCCACACAGACGAAAGACCACACAAGUGUCACUUGUGUGGAAGAGCAUUCAGAACGGUCACACUGCUGAGAAACCAUCUCAACACGCAUACAGGCACUCGGCCACAUAAAUGCACAGAUUGUGACAUGGCAUUUGUGACCAGUGGUGAGCUGGUGCGUCAUCGUCGCUACAAACACACACACGAGAAGCCUUUUAAGUGCUCCAUGUGUGACUACUCCAGUGUGGAGGUGAGCAAGUUGAAAAGGCACAUCCGCUCUCAUACAGGGGAGCGACCCUUCCAGUGCAGUCUGUGCAGCUAUGCCAGCAGAGACACUUACAAGCUGAAGAGACACAUGAGAACACAUUCAGGUGAGAAGCCAUACGAGUGCUACAUCUGCCACGCUCGUUUCACACAGAGUGGCACCAUGAAGAUGCACAUUCUGCAGAAACACACGGAGAACGUGGCGAAGUUCCACUGCCCACACUGUGAUACUGUCAUUGCACGCAAGAGUGACCUUGGUGUUCACUUGCGUAAGCAGCACUCAUUUAUUGAGACAGGGAAGAAAUGCCGUUACUGCGACGCUGUGUUUCAUGAGCGCUACGCUCUCAUCCAACAUCAGAAGACUCACAAGAAUGAAAAGCGUUUCAAGUGUGACCAGUGUGACUACUGCUGCAGACAGGAACGUCACAUGAUAAUGCACAAGCGUACACACACGGGGGAGAAGCCGUUUGCCUGCAGCCAGUGUGAUAAAACUUUCCGACAGAAGCAGCUUCUGGACAUGCACUUCAAACGCUACCACGAUCCCAACUUCGUCCCCACCGCCUUUGUCUGCAGCAAAUGUAGCAAGACUUUCACCCGCAGGAACACGAUGCUGCGUCACUCUGAAAACUGCACGGGCGAACUUAUAGAAGAAAAUGGAACUCCUACGCCUAAAAAGGGUCGUCGUGGCAGGAAAAGGAAGAUGCAGAGCAGGAGGGACGACGAUGAUGAUGACGACACAGAGGGUGAUCUGGACGACAUCGAGGAGGAGGAAGAGGAUGAGCUGCUAACUGAGAUUGAGGUGGAACAGGCUGAACCAGUUGUUCCUAUCCCAGCCCCAGUGGAGCCACCAGUCAAGAGGAAACGUGGACGGCCCCCAAAGAACAAGCCUGACACGGCUGCUAUCAUCCGUGUGGAGGACGAGGCCACUGGAGAGGUGGAUGACAUCAUUGUGAAGAAGGAGGUUGGAGCCGAGCAAGACGACGAUGAGGAGGAGGCCACACAGGUAGUGGUCGGUGGGGGGAAGCCGGCCAUUCAGAUGGAGGAGUUGUCCCAGGAAGCGGGAGCGGCGCAGGACGUGCAGCUGUCUGAGGCCCCUCCCAACGGAGACCUGACUCCUGAGAUGAUCCUCAGCAUGAUGGACCGGUGAUGGGUGUGAGGGUUGAACCUGUAAACGCACCCAGACCCUUGAUUACAUCUUCAUUUUAAUUCUCUGCAUUUAGGAUAACAAACACUCGCAUCCUGCACCAGAAAGAAGCGUCACAGUUGUAAUUUAAGAUUUGCUUUUUAAUCAUGUAUUGAUAAAGACUCGGAUGAGUGAAAAAGAUUUUUAAUAAGGAUUUAUCUACCAAAAAAAAAAAUGCAUUUCAAUACAUUUGAGUUUGGGGUGGCUGUAACUGAAGGCAGUAUCUUUUUCUCCUUUAGUAGCUCUGUAAUUUGGCAGGCAGCAGCUGAUCCACAUUACAAAGCCUAUUCUGGCUGAAUGUUUUGAAAAUUGUCCAUUGAGAGAUUUGAAUGUCUUUUUCUUUUUUAAGUCUUUUUUUUUUUCUUUUCUUUUCUUUUUACUUGGUAUAACAUUGUACCAGUGGGUUAAAGAUGUAGUUUAGUUAUUUGUAAAUAGGACUGUACACAUGGGUUGGGUUUCUUUUCCUAAACUAUUAUUAAUCCAACCAAUAUUCCUCAAUGAAUGGUUUGGACAGACAAGUGCUCUCUAGUGAAAGUGCUGCAGAUGGGAAUUGGUUUGCGGGGUUUGAUUUGAGAGCAACAGAACAGUAAAAACAAGUCAACUUAGGCCCAAUUUGAAGAUCCUUGGAACAAAAUUGCAGAAACAAAGAGACGACUACCUGGAAGACGAUACUGCCGCUCAUCACAGCCUCUUAAACAUGUGGAAAAAAGAAAUAUUUUGAUUUUGUUUGUUUGUUUUUCCUUCUUUUUUUUUCUCGUUAGCAAAUCCAUUUUUAAGUAUAUUCUAGUUUUUAAAAGCUUAAUAGACUGCUUAUCUCUGCUCCUUUCUUGUUACUGUAACACCCAUAGAUGAUGUGUAUGUACUAAACAUUGUCGCUGAUGAAGUGCAAGGAAAGAACGUCGUUUUGCUCUCUUGUGUAGCCAUUCCACUUUGGGUUUUCCUUUCGUACCAUUGACAUUGAAAUGCUACGUAGCAGCUUGAAUGACCUUUUUAAUGACUGUGUGGCGGAUGAGAACAGACGUAUGACUGUACAACCAAUACAAAUGAGUAGACAUGAGGCUGACGUUCUAGGUUUCAGCAGCUGUAAUAAUCUCGAUCGUUGAUUUUUUUUAAAAAGCCUCUUUUUGGCUGAGCAGUUAACCUUGUUAGUGGUACAGUUACAGCAAAGGUUUGCUUGAAUCAUUGUUUAUUCAAAUUGGCUGAGGAACACCGGAGUGAUAACAGAAAUGUCAGUGUAUUUUGCUUGCAAAUAUAUUUUAUUAAAUGGAGAACUUGAUAUUA
Stegastes partitus (bicolor damselfish) is the source of this 3709-nucleotide messenger RNA. RefSeq names its product transcriptional repressor CTCF-like. The transcript has 13 exons. The coding region runs from base 125 to 2392 and encodes 755 amino acids. Lineage: Eukaryota; Metazoa; Chordata; Actinopteri; Pomacentridae. The record is from RefSeq and is a predicted model, not a curated record.